Messenger RNA from Sphaerodactylus townsendi, 3776 nucleotides. RefSeq names its product DExD/H-box helicase 58 (gene RIGI). The record is from RefSeq and is a predicted model, not a curated record. Gene Ontology annotation, molecular function: single-stranded RNA binding; zinc ion binding; ATP binding. NCBI's taxonomy places the organism in Eukaryota, Metazoa, Chordata, Lepidosauria, Squamata, Sphaerodactylidae. The transcript has 18 exons. Bases 1 to 2790 code for a protein of 929 amino acids. Gene Ontology annotation, cellular component: cytoplasm.
AUGACCCACGAGCAGAAGCAGAAUCUCCUUUCCUUCGCCCCUUAUAUAGAAAAGACGCUGAAUCCGAAAUACAUCUUGAGCUAUAUGAAGACCUGGCUCACUGAUGAGGAUGUGGAAAAAAUUCAGUCGGAAGGACGUACGGGUCCCACCGCUGCUGCUGCACUGUUUCUUCGAAUUAUUCUGGACCUCAAGGAGGAUGGAUGGUUCCGUGGGUUUUUGGAUGCUUUGCAAGAAGCAGGUUACAGUGGCCUUUAUAAGGCAAUUGACUCUUGGGAUUUCCUGUCAAUUGAAAACCUAGAGGAGCACAGACAGCUUCUGAGAAAAAUUGAGCCUUCUUUGAGAGAAAUUGAUACUGACCAACUGCUUCCAUACUUACAUGACUGUCUCUUGGACCAGGAGUCAGAAGAGAUUAGACAGAUUAAAAAAAACGGCACCAGAGCAGAAAGCGCAUCAAAAUUAGUGGCAUGUCUAUGUCGGUCUGACAAGGAAAAUUGGCCCAAAACCUUUCACCUGGCACUGGCCGAAGCAGAAUAUGAAAAUAUCAUCCAACUCUGGAAUUUGACAGAUGAUCGCAGUGAUACAGCACAGGACGAUGACAAUGACGAUGAGGACAAUUAUGCUAUUGAUAUAAAUGUGCAAUAUACUGAAGAAGCACAACCUGCCAACUGUAGUGCGAAUGCCUGCUCCUCUUUGUGUUCUCCUGCAGAACCCUGUCAGCAGUCGACUUAUUUUCCAAAGGAGGCGAGAAGCUAUCAAACUGAACUUGCCCGGCCUGCUCUCAAUGGCAAAAAUACCAUCGUUUGUGCCCCUACUGGAUCUGGGAAGACUUUUGUGUCUCUUUUGAUAUGUGACCAUCACCUCCGCAACCAGCCCGCUGGAGCGAAAGGGAAGAUUGUCUUCCUUGCUACUAAAGUCCCAGUGUAUGAACAACAGAAGAAAGUCUUCCAGGAUUAUUUUAAAAGGACCAACUAUACAAUUGCAGGCAUAUGUGGGGAAACAGCUGUUGACACUCCUGUAGCCACGGUUGUUAUGGAAAAGGAUAUCACAGUCAUGACACCUCAGAUUCUUCUCAAUUGUCUCAAUAAUGGAACACUGCCUUCUCUUUCGCUGUUCACACUGAUGAUUUUUGAUGAGUGCCACAACACAACUAAGAACCAUCCCUAUAAUGUGUUAAUGUCCAAGUACCUGGAUCUUAAAUUUGAGCAAGCUGAAGCACCACUACCUCAGAUUGUAGGCUUGACAGCCUCCCUUGGAGUGGGCAGCGCCAAAAAUCUUCAGGAGACCAUAGAAUACAUCUGCACAGUUUGUGCCUCGCUCAACGUCCAGGUCAUAUCAACAGUCAAGGAGAACUUGAAAGAUUUGGAGGAGAUUGUGUACAAGCCUAAAAAAUCAAUUAAGCUUACUGGAAAGCGUCCUCAAAGUCGCUUUGUAGACAUUAUUUCACACAUGAUGUCUGAAACCGAAGCCCUGGCAAGAAAACUUUACUCUAUAGAUGAUUUGUCCCCUAUUAAGUGCAGAAGUUUUGGAACACAGAAAUAUGAACAGUGGAUUGUUCAUGUUCAGAGGGGAUGCUCAGUGUUACAACUGCCAGAUAAGGAGGAAGAAAGCAGGAUUUGCAGGGCUCUUUUUAUUUGCACAGAGCACCUUCGGAAAUACAAUGACACCCUCAUCAUUAAUGAAGAUGCACGUACUCAGGAUGCACUGGAUUACCUGAAGGAAUUUUUUGAGAAUAUCAAAAGUGGAGGGUUUGAUGAAAUAGAAGAAAAGCUGGCUUCCAACUUUGAAGAUAAACUGCCAGAGAUGAAUGCACUUUCUCAAGAUGAAUCCAAUGAAAACCCCAAAUUAGAAGCGAUUACUUUCAUCUUGGAAGAAGAGUACCGAUUCAAACCCCAAACUCGUUCCAUUCUCUUUGUUAAGACAAGAGCUCUGGCAGCAGCCUUGAAGAACUGGAUAGAGGAAAGCCAUCAGCUCAGACACCUGAAGCCAGAGGUCCUGAUGGGGCGUGGGAAGAGAAAUCAGGACACAGGUAUGACCCUUCCAAAUCAAAAAGGUGUCCUGGAGUCUUUCAAAAGUGAUGGGGACAGCAAGAUGCUCAUAGCUACAUCGGUAGCUGAUGAAGGGAUUGAUAUUGCCCAGUGCAACCUUGUCCUCCUGUAUGAAUACACAGGCAAUGUCAUCAAGAUGAUACAAGUUAGAGGUCGUGGCAGGGCAAAAGACAGCAAGUGCAUCCUUGUGACUAGCAAAAGCGAACGGGCUGAAAUAGAGGAAAUCAACAUGUUGAAGGAAAAGAUGAUGAACCAAGCCAUUGCGAACCUUCAGAAGUGGGAUGAAGCUACAUUAGCUCAGAAGAUCAGAAACUUGCAAAUUAAACAAAAGCGGAAGCAAGAUUUCAAGAAAAAAGAAUCCCCAUCAAGAACGAGGACAGGCAGUCGAAGGCUUUUGUGUAGGAAGUGCAAAAGAUUUGCCUGUGACUCGGAAGACAUCAGGGUAAUUGAGACAGCCCACCACACAGUCAUAGAUGAGAACUUCAGGGAGCGCUAUUUGACGAAGCCUCAUGAAGCGGGAAAAUGCUUUGACAACAUCAAGGAAUGCUGCAAGUUAUACUGCAGUGAAUGCCAACAUGACUGGGGCAUUACUGCGAAAUACAUGACCUUAGAUGACCUGCCUAUCAUCAAAGUGGCGAGUUUUAUAGUGGAAGACACAGUUUCCGGGAAGCAGUUCCAUUUCCGAAAGUGGAAAGAAGUUGAUUUUGCAAUGAAGCCGUUUGCCAUUGAAGAAAUAACUAGCUGAAUACAUAACUGGCUAGGUGGCUGUAUCUGUAUUUAAUCUCAUGAAAUGAAUUAGGAUGCAUGUAUUUUUUUUGUAAUGCAGGGAAUUUUAUAGCUGUAGCACUUCUGAAGUUGGUUUUAUACUUGAUUCAGUGUAACUAUAAUGUACAAAGGUUGGGUCCUAUGAGUUUUUAUAUUAAUAAAAGACAAAUUGUUGGGGAAGAAUGAGAGCCACAGGAAGAAAGGGAAUUGGGCAAAAAGCAAGCAGAAAAGCUGGUAGAACCUUCUCAUACAAUUUCUAAACCAGCAAAGCCAUUUGAAGUUGCUACCCCAUGCUUCAGUGUGGAGAAAUUAGCAGGGCAAAAUACAGAUGAUAAGUCAUUUCUACCAGAAAUUCCACACUUUAGUAUCUUAAUGCUAACCUGAAGUGUCUUUAACACUCCAAGGCCUUUACAUGUUAUGUGUGUGUGUACUUAACUUUGAUAACCCCAAGAAACCCAAAUAAAUAUUAGUAUCAAAAAAGGACAAACCAUGAUCUUUUAAAAGUAGAUUUAAUUAUAAAUGGUCCUGGUGCCCCCCCCUCCAAAAAUUUCCCCUAAAGCAAAGGCUAGGAAGAACGUGGAGGGAGCUUGAGAGAGCAUCUAUACUGUUAAUAAAGAAUGGUUAAGCAGUUCUUAAUAAUUUCAACAGUAUUGUCAAAAAAAGAUGCUAAUUAACUGUUUUAAAAGAAAGUGGAGAAUAAUAGUCAAAUUGUUAGUAUGAGACUGUUAAUCCAGACAAGAAACAACUGGUCUAAUCAGUUGAAAUCAAGGGGUGAAGUUCUUUCAUUGCAUCAGCAAGUGUUUCCAAAAUUUGUCAGUCUAUUUUCCCUGUACAAAACAGACAAAGUACUGUAGGUGGGAUGAGUAAAAAUAAACCUAGGCUGGUUUGGUGGUCAAGAUGCCUAGCUCAGAGUCUUAACAGUGUAAAUAUCCCUUUCAAUAAUACAAUCCAUACGUAUGCAAUUCA